Messenger RNA from Xiphophorus maculatus (southern platyfish), 2762 nucleotides. It is a transcript of the gene tmem184c, whose product is annotated as transmembrane protein 184C-like. The transcript has 10 exons. Gene Ontology annotation, biological process: transport. Lineage: Eukaryota; Metazoa; Chordata; Actinopteri; Cyprinodontiformes; Poeciliidae. The coding region runs from base 1 to 1344 and encodes 447 amino acids. The record is from RefSeq and is a predicted model, not a curated record. Gene Ontology annotation, molecular function: transporter activity.
AUGCCUUGCUCCUGUGGGGACUGGAGAAGAUGGAUUCGGCCGCUGGUCGUUGUGUUGUAUAUUUUGUUGCUAAUUGUCGUCUUACCGCUGGUCAUCUGGGAGCUACAGAAAUCUGGGGUUGGAACUCACAACAAAGCAUGGUUCAUUGCUGGGAUUUUUGUUUUCAUGACCAUACCUAUAUCAUUAUGGGGCAUUCUCCAGCAUCUGGUGCACUACACCCAACCAGAGCUCCAGAAGCCUAUUAUCAGGAUAUUAUGGAUGGUCCCAAUUUACAGCUUGGACAGCUGGAUUGCGCUAAAGUACCCCAGUAUAGCAAUUUAUGUGGACACGUGCAGAGAAUGCUAUGAGGCCUAUGUCAUCUAUAACUUCAUGACUUUCUUGCUUAACUACCUGGAGCGUCAGUAUCCCAGCUUGGUGAUGAUGCUGGAGGUCCAGGAGCAGCAGAAGCAUCUCCCACCGCUCUGCUGCUGCCCACCUUGGCCAAUGGGAGAGGUGUUGCUGUUGCGAUGUAAACUGGGAGUCCUGCAGUACACGGUGGUAAGACCCGUCACAACAGUGAUCGCUUUGAUCUGUCAGCUGUGUGGCGUUUACGACGAAGGCAAUUUUAGCUUUAAAAAUGCCUGGACAUACCUGGUUAUUUUCAACAACAUGUCACAGCUAUUUGCAAUGUACUGCCUGGUUCUGUUCUACCGGGCUCUGAGGGAUGAGCUGAGUCCCAUCAAACCAGUGGGGAAAUUUUUGUGUGUCAAAAUGGUGGUGUUCGUCUCUUUUUGGCAAGCUGUGCUGAUUGCUUUGCUGGUAAAAGUGGGAAUAAUCUCAGAGAAACGUACCUGGGACUGGCAGAGUGUGGAGGCUGUUGCUACUGGCUUACAGGAUUUCAUCAUUUGUGUCGAGAUGUUUCUCGCAGCCAUUGCUCAUCACUUCAGCUUUACCUACAAACCUUACAUCCAGGAGGCAGAGGAGGUCUCCUGCUUUGACUCUUUUAUGGCCAUGUGGGACAUCUCAGAUGUCAGAGCAGAUAUUUCUGAACAAGUUCGUAAUGUUGGAAGGACAGUCAUGGGUCGCCCAAAGAAGUCGUAUUUUGGCGAGGCGCAGAAUGACAGUGAGCGUUCUGGGCUUCUGUCUUCGGCGUCUCAAGAUGCCAUCACGGAAGCUGCAAGCAACCAAGGUCAGUACGAGGGGCUUGGAAGAACCCUCACACCGCAUUCCUUAUCGGCGCCAGCAGGGUUGGACUCGGCUGUGUGGGAAGAAUGCCAUGAGGCUAGAACUGACUCAAACCAAGAUAAUGUAAGGACGAAUCACACCAAAGAACCAGAAGAGGCGGAUCUCAUAGUCAUCACUUAGGUUGGUCUAUUGUUAUAUGACUGGGCAGGUCCCAGGUCCAAAGCUUAGGCAAACAAAUGACACUAAAGCUGAUUGAAAUCAGCAAGACAUUUUUCAGCCGGUGAAAAAUUAAAAGGACCUCUCCGUUAAUGACAGCUGUAUGAAUGUUCUAUCGAAGAUUGGGUCUUACAUGUGUUAUUAACACGCAUUUUACUAUUUUAUAUUGUAUGAGGAAAGGGAGAAAAAGCUUGUGCUCAAAGUCCCACAAUAAAUCCAUUAUAGCCGUUAUAAAGCCAAGAGCAUGUCUGCACCCAGGAUUGUUUCUGUAGCCUUUCAAAUCAUUCUUUCUUAGCAACGUCUUUAUAUAAAGUCCGACAGAUGAGCAGCUUUCAAAUGUUCUUUUUAUUAGGAUGUUCUGGACUUGCAGGGCUUUAUAGCAUUCAGGAGGCUACAUUAAGGUACUUAAAGGAGAGUUAUUAUGUAAAGUUGACCUUUAAGUGCUUUAUAUCAUGGUAUAUUUCCUCAUCAAAAACCUACUCGGAGUGUUGUCUUGACUCUUUCAUACAUGUUUGAGCAAUUCUUGUGUCUCCCAUGGCAACUAUUCGGGGGUGCCUAAAUGCUUGGUCAUAGCUCUUCUAGACUAGAGACAACUGCAGUUAGCAAACAUAUGGAACCGCGCGUCUGCUGAGCUUUUGCUAACUACUUCUUAGUGAAAAGCUUCACAGAAUGAUUAUAGACAAUAUAAUGAAGGAGAAUUGUUGUCAUGAUGUCCUGAAGGUGAGUUGUCAGAGAAGGAGCCUUUUAAAGAGACAGAUUCCAAUUUUAAAAUAAAAAUGUUUCCAGAUCAAGGAAUGAAGUAAAAAGGCAACAUUUUUCUCUGUGUAUGCAAACUGUUUGCAUGGGUAUAUUAGAUCAAUGCAAGAUGAACACACUCAGUGUGUACUGCAUUUUAUAAUGGUGUCAGUAGAUACAGAAACACUAAAUGUGAGAACAUACAGAACUCAACUUGAAGUAGUACAAUCAGCUCUCUGUAGUUCAGAUACUAUAAAUGCUUUAGUCUGUACAACUUCACAUGUAGUCAGAAUCUGAUUCAUUUUUCCACCCUGGAACCUCUUUCUAUUGAUUUUUCUCAUUAGUUUAUCAAAUAUGGGCAACACCAAUUCAUUUUUUUCAUAACUACAUCUUGAAUAGAUGUUUUUCCCUUUAAUAUUUUAAUUAUUUUCCACUAAUAUGGUGAUUAGAACAUGGAUUUGUUCAGGCCUGCUGACGACAUUAUUUUCAAAAUAACAUACAACAACUUGACGUCUAUAAUCCUGAGCUCAUGCAUGUUGUUGCCUUUUUUUUAUACAUAAACCUUACUGGAAUAUAUCAAAUCUGAUGUAAAUACUACACUCAUGAAAUGUAAAAUGUAAAUAUCAAUAAAAAAUGACCAAAAACAA